Messenger RNA from Homalodisca vitripennis (glassy-winged sharpshooter), 897 nucleotides. Its product is annotated as sialin-like. NCBI's taxonomy places the organism in Eukaryota, Metazoa, Arthropoda, Insecta, Hemiptera, Cicadellidae. The record is from RefSeq and is a predicted model, not a curated record. Gene Ontology annotation, cellular component: plasma membrane. The coding region runs from base 22 to 897 and encodes 291 amino acids. Gene Ontology annotation, molecular function: transmembrane transporter activity. The transcript has 6 exons. Gene Ontology annotation, biological process: monoatomic anion transport; transmembrane transport.
ACAAAUGUCCUCUGUAACACCAUGGACACCUCGCGGACACCUUCCUCUGUCCCCGAACACGAGUCUGCCCCUCGGUUGAUCAGCCCUCCAGGGGUUGGGGCGAGGCACUGGCAGGCGGUGAUGACAUUCUUUUGUCUUCUGUUGUCCUACUGCCUGAGGGUGAACUUGUCCGUGGCCAUCGUAGCUAUGACAGACACCAGAGAUUCUCGACCCGACGUCACGAUUCUGCCUUGGGAUAUUGCCCAGAAAGGUGUCAUCCUCAGCUCCAUGUUUUGGGGAUACUGCAUACUGCAGAUUCCCGCGGGGCAUCUCUCCCGCAUCAUUGGCCCAAAGUAUCUACUCUUCUGGGCGAUGGUGGUCUGCUCCUCGGCGACCAUCCUCGGUCCCUUCAUAGCCCUUCAGUGUGACUGGCUCGGCUUCUGUGUCAGCAGAUUUGUAGUGGGAUUAGCGCAGGGAUUUUUCUUCCCUUGCGUGAACUCACACAUUGCCAAGUGGGCACCUCCCUGGAGAGGAACAGGAUGUUUUCAUUUCGUUUUUGUUGCGACCCUGACCAUGUUCGGUGGCAGGAUACCUGGCUGCAGCAAGUUCACUGGGGAUGGCCUAGUAAUCUUCUACGUGAACCGGAGGGGGCUGUGGGACCUCCCUCUGGGCUCUGAUGUGGCUGUUACGUGGGGUGCACUCGACGAUCUGGACUCGCACUCCACAAUCAGUGAUGGCACGAUGACGGGCCUUAACAUCAAGUACGCUUCAUACUCGUCAAUUCCUCAGACCAGAGCAAGGCUAUAUCUUAUGAUUGAAGACCCCAUUGAGAGGAUUAUACUCACGACCAGCAACCAGUCGAGUGGGGCCCAUACUUAUAGCAAUCCUCGUGUCAAUUUGGAGUUACUGGACUCUUAA